This is a messenger RNA of Penaeus monodon (black tiger shrimp), 434 nucleotides long. RefSeq lists its product as uncharacterized. The record is from RefSeq and is a predicted model, not a curated record. The transcript has a single exon. Bases 66 to 371 code for a protein of 101 amino acids. Lineage: Eukaryota; Metazoa; Arthropoda; Malacostraca; Decapoda; Penaeidae.
UCCGUGAGAGAACACAGCACGCUUUAUCUUUAUCUACAUUUUCACGAGACUUACGCUAGAGAAAAAUGGAGAACAAGAAUACUACCACUCUUAAUGGACAGAAACCGGUAGACUCUCCCAAAUACAAUGAGGAUUCACUUCUACCCAUCGCUGAGAAGGGACUUUUCUUCCACGAUUCCUUCUUCGAGGAUAUUCGGAAGCACUUUGAGACAGCCGUUGACCAAAUCCUGGAUAAGUGGGGAGAAGCCAAAUCAGUGAAUGAUCUCAUGAGUAGCUUCACACGCGUAAGAGAGCGCAAUUUACAGCAAGAGAACCAAGUCAUAGCCUUCAGCGAAGACGACCAGAAUCACAAGGUUAGUUUUUCUAUCUAAAAACCAUGUGGACCGCAAAAACACUAGUUCAAAUAUUCACGUAUAUGAAUUCAAGAAAAAAUC